Molecule: messenger RNA, 1374 nt
Organism: Xenia sp. Carnegie-2017
Lineage: Eukaryota; Metazoa; Cnidaria; Anthozoa; Malacalcyonacea; Xeniidae
Exons: 8
Coding region: 188-1255 (355 amino acids)
Source: RefSeq, a predicted model, not a curated record
UAUUCAACAUUUAUGAACCAUCCAGUUGGACGGAGCAAAGCUUUGUGUUUUCCACAUCGACUGAUUUUCACAAAAAAAAAUAUGGAAGGGUUUUUGAGAUUCUACUAGCAGUGUGGCAAGAUCUUAUUUCAAGUCAGUCGAUAUUGGAUUUGUGUUGUCGACGUCUCGGUUCUUACAAUCGACGUGAAUGGCAUCUGCCUCAUCUAGUGUAAAAGGUGUCGCUAGCAGUGUGAACACUUCAAUAAGAUGUUACAACGGUCACCGGAGAUCGUCUAGCCUGCCCAUUUCCCAUCCCUUCCCACGAGCUGAUAGCAUUGACAACGAAAAUGCUCAGUCCAAAAGUAGAAAUGACUCUGAAGGAAGGCAAAAUGUUUCCAUGAAUGUGAACGGAUUGGUGGACACUUUCAAUCAGAUUCAAGAAGGUCUUUCACGUCCUUCAAAAUUACUUAUGCAGAUUUUGGACGAGAAGGAAAACUUAUGCAAUGGAAGCGAAAAUGUAGUGGAUGAAAAAGUUUAUUUAAGAAUUGUCACGGCCUUGAAACAACUCAAGUCUAUUCAGGGCAAUCUUAAACACGUGCUUCCUCACUUUGAAGAGAUGAUGAAUGAUUACAGCUGUGUAAAAGAGCGGGAUCAGUCCAGAGAAGAGAUGCUGAAGACUUUAGACAAGGCGCUGCGUUGCAGCGAAGGGAGAUGUCUGGCAUUAAGUGAUCAACUACAGGACAUGAGGGAUGAAAAUAAAUGUUUGCGGGAAAAAGCCCAGCAAAAUGAAAGCAUCUUGAGAUUCCUUCAUAAGGACAAAACAGAGAUAAGCAGGCCAGGUAAUGAAACGGAUGGGCCGACAAUUCAUAAAAACACAGACACAAUACGACAUUCUGAUCUUACAUCGAAACUUGAGCAUUACCAAAAAGUUUUGCUUGAUUACGAGAUUCAACUAAAGGAAGUCGUUACUCUCAACAAAGACCUAGUUUUGAAAAUAGAUGAACGCGAGUCGGAGGUUAUGAGAUUAAAUUCUGAACUGAUGAACCAUCAGGAGACGCUCGCUGUAUACGAGCAGAGUUUCAACGACGUGACAAAUGAUAACAACGAACUCAGUUUGCUCUUAGGCACGGAACGUAAAAGAGCAGCUGAACUAAGUGAGAAACUGGAUGAUACUGAAGGUUAUAUCAGUUGUAUUACUGAUAAAGUAGCCUCUUACGAGGUGGAACUGCAGUAUUUACGAAAAGAACUGAAGAAAAGUUCUCAGGGGUUGACAUAGCAAAGCUAUGAAAACAUUCAACGAUGAUUCAAUUAUUUAGUACGCACUGUAAAUGAUCAACUUUGGCAUGCAUGGGGCCAUAUUUAUUGAACUAAAUUAAGAAAUACUCGCCAUUUCAA